Molecule: messenger RNA, 3584 nt
Organism: Wasmannia auropunctata (little fire ant)
Lineage: Eukaryota; Metazoa; Arthropoda; Insecta; Hymenoptera; Formicidae
Gene: Zw10
Product: centromere/kinetochore protein zw10 homolog
Exons: 10
Coding region: 1234-3396 (720 amino acids)
Biological process (GO): endoplasmic reticulum to Golgi vesicle-mediated transport; mitotic cell cycle; mitotic spindle assembly checkpoint signaling
Cellular component (GO): RZZ complex; nucleus; chromosome, centromeric region
Source: RefSeq, a predicted model, not a curated record
UUUUAUAUUCAAAUUUAAUUUUUUUUCUACAAAAGUAACAUUGAAAAUUAUAUGCCAAUUAGAAAAUGAAAAUUUACGCAUAGGGUAAUUUAAAUCUUACGCAUUAUAAUGUGUAAUGAAAUAGAAUCAAGUAGUAUUUUGUAUGCACAUAUUUUACAUUACGACAUCAGGAAAUACGUCGAUUGCCUAAUUAAUUAGCUAAAAUUUUAUUUACCUAUAGUUAUAAAAACAAGUUUUGUGAAUCGAGAAUGCAGUUUCAAUGAUGCUAUGUACUCUGUGCCUCUGCCUCAUCUGCCAAAGAAAACCAAUUGUAAUGUUUCUAUAAAAUAAAUUAAUUCGAACUAGAUUGUGUAAGUGAAUAUUACAAAUAAAUUUCAGAGCGCCUUCUACAGUUACGAUUGGAUCUUGGUACCUAAUAUUUUUAUAUAAAUUUUUAAAUCCAUUAUAAACUGCGCACCGAAUCAAUUCUUUUUCUUCGAAUCUGGGACUUCUCGAAUUUUCGGCAUGUGAUAAUAUUCAAACUUCGGCUGAGGUAAGUAAUAUUUCUUGCAAUAAUUUCAUCGCAAUGUUUUAAAUGCUUAUUCGCAUCGGAUUAUUAAGAAUUGAAAAUCAUCAAUUGUGAUCUCACUAUUCCAUCUUCAACUAUAGUAAUGAUUGCGUUGCAAGUCCGACGUUGAUUCGGCUUGCACUUUAAAUGGCUGAAUAAUGGACAUUUAAAAGUUUAUAUAGAAUUUAUAUUAGGCACCAAUAUUCAGCCGUGACCGUAAAAGGUCUCAAAUUUAUAUUUAUGUUUCCAUAUAUUUUGCAUAUAUUCGCGCCACUGCGGUUGGAUCCUCAUGCAGAUACCGGCGCUUUGACACCUGAACGCUGAAGUCUGAACGCUGAUUGACGGAAAACGGUUAGUGAGGUUAGUAAAUAGUACGAGAUGCUUGCGCCCGUUCCAGCUGUAUUAAUGUAGUUCAGUAAUUGAACCUGGCAAACUCGCUUCUAUUUUCUUAAGUUAAUCUUCGUUUUUCGUCGAACAAAACCAAUAAUGACAAGAUUGAAAACUGAUAACAAUCGCACAAAAUCUGUGAAAUCUGGCACAGCUAGUUAAGGUUAUAGUCGUCGAUCUGGUGCAAUUUUGGAUCUGAGCGUUUUUAGGUGUAUAUCAGUGUAUAUAUACUUGAUUACGGAAGAGACGCCUGAAUCUUAGCCUAUUAUUUACAUUCCGUACCGGGUUUCUCGUACAACAUGACUUCGUUUGUAGCGGACGUGCUAGCUACAGCAGGUAAACUUGAGAAGGUAAAUCUUUAUAAAAACAUUUCUGAGAUACAGAAGGAAAUAACGAAAUUAGAAUAUGAAGUUAAAGACUUCAUGGACGACAAUUACGUUGAGUUCAGUGCAAAGUUGACAAGAGACGUACACCUGGUUAAAAAGACGGAGCAGCUGCUGGAGGAGAUAGGUAUUUUGCAGAGCAGAAUAAAUGAUCAAGUCAAAAUAGAGCUGUCUGGUUCGACGAAGGAGUUGAAGACACUCUCCCAGGCGUUGAAGGAGUCCAACAUCAGCCUGCAACUGUCCCAUCAGCUGAUAAGCCUGCACAAGUGCAUAAAAUCUAUAAAGAAGACACAGGAGGAGAAGCAGUACGUCGACACUGCCAGGACUCUGCAGGAGAUGCAGUCUCUGCUGUACAAUCCUCACAACCUCCUGCACGAUCUCGAGAUAUACGCGGCGAUCAAGGACGAGUACUGCAAUCUCUACCGUUCGUGCUUGAUGGAAGCUUCCAGCCUUCUGCACGAUCGAAUCUGCUGGAGCCACGACGUGAAGGAGGACAAAACAGUCAACUCCGUCACCGUUAAAAGCAAGUACGACGACAUACAGGAAUUGAUGCAGGGGCUGCACGUUAUGGAUCAUCUCGAAACUGAAUUAGAAGUAUUUUCCACAAAACUGAUGGACAUUAUGAUCAAGCCCAUCAUUUACGACCAGUGUUCGGUAUACGUCGUCAAGGAGCGAGUGUUCACCGUCGAGAUAUUGGAGAAGAACAAGACGCCGUGUUACAAAGGUGUGCUGUACAACUUGAAGUUGCUCUUCAAGUUUCUCCAUCAACAUUUAAGCCUAGUCGUGGAUAACGAAACCUUCCUGAGAAGAUUGCAGCCGCAUCUGCUGGAACAGUUGUCGCGUCCCUUGAUAGCAGAUUGCAUCUCCCACACCAUUCCUACUUCUAACGCGGAUCUGAAGAACUUCGAGCCUGUGGUCGAAAUGAUUAACGAGUUUCAAAACUACUUGGUAGAAAUUGGAUUCCUUUCCGAGGACCAGCUCUUCUUGUCAGAAUACACGAACAACAUUGAUAAACUCUUCAUUAAUAGGAUAUGUCAGGAUUUACUGGCCAAAGCUAGAAACAUAAUGAGGAAAGACUUGCAUGAUUCUGUUCGUUACGAGCCGCAGGAACCGCCUAAACUUAUAAAUAAAGCGUUUGAGAACGGUUGUGAUUUAUCCAUUGAAAAGAAGUUAAGCGAUGUGUCGUUUCAUCUACCAAAAUGUCAAAUAAGCAAAAGUGCACAAGAAACGCUAGAAUUAGCGAGAACAAUACUGGACGAGGCGUGUGAUAGUUCGGAUGCUUGCGCCAUUAGAUUAUUUUACACAUGCAGAAACGUAUUCGAAAUGUACGCCGGUUUGGUACCCGAACAUCAUAAAAAGUUCUUGGAAACGAUACCGCAGCAAGUUGCUCUGUUUCACAAUAAUUGUACGUAUCUCGCUCACCAUCUGCUUACAUUGGCCCACGAAUAUAGAGACAGAUUUUCGAAAAUUGUACAAAAAUUGAACCUGACAUUCGCGGAUCAGAUCAUGAUACUUCGAGACGUCGGGUCGCAAUACUUUCUAGACCACAUGAAAUAUCAAAGAAAUAUUAUCUUCGACAUCAUCAAAGAUUCAGGUUUCUCUGGACUAAGCCAAACGCCUCAGUUAGAUCCCAACACCGAACGUGCACUAAGACAAUGCAUCAGACAAUUGGAAUUAUUGAAAACCGUUUGGUUAGAUGUGUUGCCUAUAAAUAUCUACUGUAAAGCCGUUGGAUGUAUAACGAAUUCUAUGAUUGACGAUUUGUUGACGAAAGUCAUAUCAGCCGAAGAUAUUCCGAUCGAUGUUGCGACAGAGUUGGUAACUUUAUUUAAUAUGGUUGUAAAACGAACGCCGCAAAUAUUUCCUGAUCAACAGAUUCAACAGCAUGUACGGAAGUGGGGAAAGUUUUUGGAAUUGAUCAAGUUACUUGGCGCGUCACUGAAAGAAAUCGAAAUUAGAUGGGGAAAUGGGAAAGGGCCAUUAGCACAUGAGUUCACUGCUCCACAAGUCAAACAACUGAUCCGGGCACUAUUCCAGAAUACGGAUAGAAGAUCUAAUCUCUUAGCUUCUAUAAGAUAAAAAAAAAAUGUAAAAUUACAUUUUCAAAUAUAUGUAAACGACGAAUGAAUAAUUAAGUAUGUAUCACACGUAUUAAAACUGAAUGUGCAAAACAGCCUAAGAAAACUGUCUAGAGAAAAGAUAGUCAUAUAAUUUUACAUACUUUUUGUAUAAACACACGUAUUAAAAAUAAAAAGAAAAAAAUACUA